Orussus abietinus is the source of this 1447-nucleotide messenger RNA. It is a transcript of the gene Tektin-C, whose product is annotated as tektin-1. NCBI's taxonomy places the organism in Eukaryota, Metazoa, Arthropoda, Insecta, Hymenoptera, Orussidae. Gene Ontology annotation, cellular component: nucleus; microtubule cytoskeleton. The coding region runs from base 108 to 1343 and encodes 411 amino acids. Gene Ontology annotation, biological process: cilium movement involved in cell motility; cilium assembly. The transcript is spliced from 6 exons. The record is from RefSeq and is a predicted model, not a curated record.
CCUAACCUAUUUAUUUCGGUUGUUUGAAAGGCAGCGAUUUUGUUAACUUAUACAGUGUUUGGAUUUAAUUUUUUCGAUAUUAUCAAACAUUACCACCGAAUACGAAAAUGGAAAUGCAAAGUAGCGAAGCGAUGGUCAUUAUACCACCUCCUCCGAAAAGAUUUACGUUGGAUGAAUGGCAUCUCAAUAAUAGAUACAGAUAUCGAUGCUCCGAAGCUCAACAAGAAUUAGCCGACCGACUGCUUGCUGAGUCAAAUCGUAUUUGCGAACUGACCGCAGAGGAAGCCAAAGUCAAUAAGAAGGAAACCGAUUAUCGACUGAAAGAGAAAUUAGAAGAUAUUGAAUUUAAUCGGAAGGAACUACUCCAGAUAAGAAGGGAAGUUCUCCUCGAAAUUGAAGCACUGGGAGUGUCUAAAGAUCGUCUCAUCGAUGCUUUAAACUCGGUUCGAAAGAAUGCACUUGACAUUUGUCAAAAAUGUCUUAUGUACAGAGAACGACGCCUUGGAAUCGAUUUAGUACACGACGAGGUUGAGAAACAAUUAAAAAAGGAGUGCCUAGUCAUUCAGGGUGUUGAGAACUUAUUGGUGCGCACUUUAGAACAAACCCAUGAACAAUUGCGGCGGUUAAAGUCGACAUUGUACUUCAUAGAUCAUGAUCUCGAGGGCAAAGAUAACAAUAAUCGCAUCGAUAGGCACAAUUUAUUGCUCAGAGAAACUAACUCCAAUCUCAGCCUUUACCAUGGUUGUGCACCCCUUGACUGUUCACGCAUUUCUCUACAAGAAUGGGAGAGGCAGACGAACAAAAAUAUUAUGGAAGCUUCCAAAGAGGUGAACACCGUAAGACCCAUGCGUUGCUACAUCGACAAAAUUCUUCAACAAGUCACCGAUGACUUAAUUGCCCAAAAACGUACAACGGAUGAAGCUUUUCGACAUCGUAUCGAUGAAACUAGAGAAGCUAAAAUGAAGUUAGAAAAACAGCAUUCCGAGAUAAUGCGGCAAGUGAACGAGAUGACAUCCAAUAUUAAUAGACUGCAAAAGUCGAUCGCCGAUAAAGAGGGUUACAUGGCUUUAGCGCAUACCCGAUUAGGUAAUCGCUGUCAACGCCCAGGACUCGAAUUAACGCGCGAUCUCGUCGAGACUUCUCUCGUUAAAGAGGUCUACGAUUUACGACAAAUCGUUUGUAAAUUGCAGCAAGCACUCUGCGAGGCUCAAGCAUCUCUGCGUUACAUGUUGAAGACUCAGAUACAAUUGGAAGAAGACAUCAACAUAAAGACGAACACCUUGAAAAUAGACGAAGUCGAGUGUAUGACAGUGCGACAAAGAAUGGACUACCGCUCCUUCUGAUCUGCGGCACGAAGAUAAAAUUUCUCAUUACAUCAUGCGCUUUAUUUAAUUAUUCGAUAAAACACAAAAUACAAACAUAAUCUAAUUCCCAAACAACGUAUCUA